GGCUCUCGCAGCCCCGACACAGCCGCGAGCGGAGACGCGCAGACCGUCUCCAUCCUCCGCAGCCUCCCUCUCAUCCUGCGCGUGCGGACCGGACGCAACUAACUCGCGGAAGGGCUCCGCCGCGGACACCGCCGGCCCUUUUUCCAUCCGAACCGGGACACCACAGCAUGUGAAUGGCGGCGGCAACCGGCCGCGUUGUCACAGCGGAGCAGGAGGAGCGCGCGGCCCCCGGGGCCGUGCACCGCGCGCACACGCGCAGCCAGAGCCACAUCCAGUUCCAGCCCCUGACACGCGCCGCCCAGUGGCAGGCUCCGCGCGCUCUGGCUCACACCCGGAGUCACAGUCACACUCACUUCGGCGCUCACUCGCACGCGCAGACCCAGAAGCACGGCUGUCGCCUCACACACAGCCUCUCCGCCAUGACGAAGGGAGAGAAGCGCGCGCAGGGCUCCGUGGCUCAGCUGAUCAAGCCCACCGACCCGCUGUUCCCCAAAGACCCCCAGCAGACGGACCUGAGCCCGAAGCUGUCGCUGUGCAGCAAGCUGUGCUUCGCCAUCGGCGGCGCCCCCAAGGAGGUGGCGGCCAGCGCCACCGCGUUCUUCCUGCAGAUCUACCUGCUGGACAUCGCCCAGAUCAGCGCCUUCCAGGCCUCCAUGGUGCUGUUCGUGGGCAAAGCGUGGGGGGCCAUCACGGACCCCCUGGUGGGAUUUUUCAUCACCAAGAGCGGGUGGACGAGGAUCGGCCGCCUCAUGCCCUGGAUGGUGGGCUGCACGCCCUUCCUGGUGGUCUCCUACUUCUACCUCUGGUUCGUGCCGCCCUUCGCCACCGGCAGGUUCGUCUGGUACCUCGGGUUCUACUGCCUCUACCAGACGCUCGUCACCUGUUUCCACGUGCCUUACUCCGCUCUCACCAUGUUCCUGAGCACGGACCAGAAGGAGAGAGACUCAGCCACCGCCUACCGGAUGACGAUGGAGGUGCUGGGGACGCUGGUGGGCGCCGCCAUCCAGGGUCAGAUCGUGGCCAGCGCUCACACGCGGAAGCACUGCCGGCCUCACAACGGGACUGCCGGUUACCUUGGCAACGGCAGCGGGGCCGAGAUCGUCAGGAGCCCCGUGCAUCCCCAGGACUACUUGUCACACGCCACGGAGGUCUACAUGAUAGCAGCAGGCGUGAUCGGAGGGAUCUUCCUCAUCUGCACGCUGGUGAUGUUCCUGGGGGUCAAAGAGAGAGAUGAUCCGUACGCCCCGAGGACCGACAAGCAGGUCUCCUUCUACCAGGGCUUCCUGCUGGUGAUGAGGCACGGCCCGUACCACAGCCUGACCGCCGCCUUCCUCUUCAUCACCGUCGCCAUUCAGCUGGUGCAGAGCAACUUCGUCCUCUUCUGCACGUACGCGGCCGACCUGAAGGAGCACUUCCAGAACAUCGUGCUGACCAUCCUGGUCUCCGCGGUGAUCAGCAUCCCACUCUGGCAGUGGUUUCUGGAGCGGUUUGGGAAGAAGACGGCGGCGUUUUGCGGCAUCGCGUGGAUCAUGCCCUUCACCCUGAUGCUGGUGUUCAUCCCCAACGUGGCCGUGGCCUACGUGGUGGCCGUCUCCUCUGGACUCAGCGUGGCUGCCUCGCUCCUGUUGCCAUGGUCGAUGCUGCCGGAUGUGGUGGACGACUUCAGGCUGGCCAACCCCUACUCCAGAGGUCACGAAGCCAUCUUCUACUCCUUCUACGUCUUCUUCACCAAGUUCGCUUCAGGCAUCUCUGUGGGAGUGUCCACCCUCUGCCUGCAGUUCGCGGGCUACAACACCCGCGUCUGCAAGCAGCCCGCUCCGGUGGUCUACACGCUGAAGCUGCUGAUCGGCGCCGCCCCGGUGGCCUUCAUCGUCACGGGGCUGAUGAUCCUCGUGCUGUAUCCCAUCAGCGAGGACGUGCGACGCAGCAAUAAAGUCCGCCUGGAGGAGCUGCGGAAAAAAAGCAUUGGCUCCCGGACGAUGGAGGAUCUGAGUAACGUGUGACGUGGACGUCGACUGCAGUGAAGUUCUAAAAGCCACGUGUUCCAGUGAAGCUGGAAGUUUGAAGAUUAGUGUAUAUUACACUGAUAAAUAGCUCAAAUGUUUAAACAUGUUUUGUUUCAUGUUCACAUGUACUGUAUAGUCAUCUUGAAUAUACUGUAAAAAUAUAUAUAAGAUUAUCUAAUUUAUAUAAAUGAAUGUUUAUUAUUUGCUGUGUUUAACUCUUCAACACCGUUAUUUAUUUAUGAUAUGUGAUUAUAGAGGAGCUGGCGAAAUGAAAGGAAUAAAUGUGAAGCUUGACAAGAAA
This is a messenger RNA of Betta splendens (Siamese fighting fish), 2307 nucleotides long. RefSeq names its product MFSD2 lysolipid transporter B, sphingolipid (gene mfsd2b). The record is from RefSeq and is a predicted model, not a curated record. Gene Ontology annotation, biological process: carbohydrate transport. NCBI's taxonomy places the organism in Eukaryota, Metazoa, Chordata, Actinopteri, Anabantiformes, Osphronemidae. The coding region runs from base 174 to 2003 and encodes 609 amino acids. Gene Ontology annotation, cellular component: membrane. The transcript has 15 exons. Gene Ontology annotation, molecular function: symporter activity; sphingolipid intramembrane carrier activity.